Molecule: messenger RNA, 3304 nt
Organism: Eleginops maclovinus (Patagonian blennie)
Lineage: Eukaryota; Metazoa; Chordata; Actinopteri; Perciformes; Eleginopidae
Exons: 6
Coding region: 222-1355 (377 amino acids)
Source: RefSeq, a predicted model, not a curated record
UUGGCCAUGUUGUUACCGGCUAAAAGGGAAAUGACACUGAUACCAGUUCCUUUUCUCUCAAUCCAAAAACAGAUUGUUACCGCAACCCUCUGCUCAAAAGUUACAGUUAUCACCCUCUGAGGCGGAUAACUUACAGGGGAAAUUUAAACUUGUUCAGUGUACAGUUUGGGUGGAAAGUAGAAAAGUUUGUCUGAAAGCUGCUGACUGAACCCUUAGGAGACAUGAAGGCUGUGGUUGGACUGCUGGUGUUGAUACUCGGAGUCUCUCAUGGUCUGGAAACCUACUGUGACUGCAGAGAGGAUGGAGCUCAGUGUUACGGUCCUUUGGGAGGAACUGUGGUCCUCCACCUGAUAGACAGAGCCUUACUAACACAAAGAUACAAAUUGUACAAAUCGUCAAUCAUCAUACUUAAUAUGAGAAACAAUAAGAAUUUGGUUAAUGAAACCAGAUCCUCGUUUAAUGUCAGUGAUGGAAAAUUUAGGCUGAACAACCUCAUCAGGAAUGACAGUGAUAAAUAUAAACUUGAAAUCCAGGAUGGCAGCAGUAUAACGUCUCGUGUUCUACAAUUGACCAUUCAAGCUCCUGUGUCCUCUGUCCGGCUGGUCUCUGAGUGUCUGUCCAAGGGAGAGAAGAGGGUCUCCUGCUCAGCUGGGGGAGGGGACAGUCCUCAGUACAGCUGGACUCUGGCUGGACACCCACUGAAAGACACUGAGCUCCUCUCUGUAAAUACUAAGAAUGACAGCAUCACUCUGAAACAACACGUCUCAGGAGUAGUGGCAUGCAUAGUCAGGAAUAACGUCAGUCAGGUCUCUAAAGAAGAACAUUUCUCUAACUGUGGCUUCAUAUUCAUUAACUGCACCUCAAAUGGGACACAGAUAUCACAGUGGGUGUUUCCAGCUAACAAUACGCUGUGCAUUGAAUCCACAACAUCUCCUACCACGACCUACGAAGCCUCUACUGUCGGUAAGGAGACUGACAACAAAGUGACUAUUAACUGCACUAACAUCACAUCCUGGAAUCAAAAUGUGACCCACCUCCAUCGAGUGGACCCAUGGUUCAUUAAGCACUUGCCAAUAAUGGCCGGUGCACUCUCUGCACUGGUUCUACUGUUGGUGGUAGGGGUGGCUGUCAUCUGUGCUCAGAGAAAAAAAACAAGCAACCAACCUACAGAUGAAGAUGAACAGGAGUUAACCUAUGCUGAAGUCAAGAUCAAACAGCGGCCGGGGCCGCGGAUACAGCCAAAGGCCGAGCCCCAGGUGGAGUACGGACAGGUCAAGUUUUCAAAGCGACCUCGGCAGACUUGUGAACCUGCAGGAGAUGAAUGUGUGUACGCUAAGGUGCGAAAAGGCAGGUGAUUCUCAGCGUUCAGUAAUUUGACAAUGAAUUCACCAUUAAAGGCAGGUGAAGCAUCUCUUUGUCCAGAUAAUCCGCAUCCUGUCAUCAGAACGGUUACAGGGUCACAGCAGAGCACAGAGUUACGCUUUAUAUUUCACAGGGUGAAGUUUUCAUGACUCUGUAAAUCUAUUUGCUUCUUAUCGCUUCAUAUCAUUGUUUCUAUUUCUUUUUUUUCAAGUUAUUUUUUGGGGGCUGUUUGCCUUUAAUCGGAUAGGAAAGUGGAGAGUGACAGGAAAGUGGGACAGAGAGUAGGGGUGGGAUCCGGAAAGGACCACGGGUCGGGAAUCGAACCCGGGUCGCCGGCGUAUGGUGCAGGUACCCCAGCCAGUUGCGCCACGGCCGGGGCCUUCUGUUUGUAUUUCUAUUUUAAAAUGCUGUCCUGUAAUAAAAAAACUUAUAAUAACAAUAAUUAUAUUCUUUUUUAUUUAGAAUAAAUAAAUUGUACACCUAAUAAUGUUUUGACAAGAUACAGAUUAACCUUUUGUUAUGCUGCUUUAUCUCUUUAACAGUAGCUCAGGGAGACUCUGUUUAAAGAUGUACAUUAAUACGGGGUGGGUUCUUGUAGAGGGAGUGUUUACUUUCAGUCAUAGAUAUUAUUUAUAUUAUUAUUAUUGUCAUUAUUAUGCUUUUGUGGUUUAUUUAAAAUCCCUUGUUUAAUUUCAAAAUCAUUUAAAUGGUUGUUUUAGAUAAUACUAGCCAGAAUUACAAUUGUAUACAUAAUGUUUAUGUUUAUAUGACUAUGUUGGAUUAAGAUUAUUCGCUUGCUUCUGAUUCAUGAUGAUUUCACUUUUUUAAUACAUUUUUGAUUCACUAUGAAUUUAAAAUAAUCCUAAUAUCAUUUUGCUUUUUCAAUGUCUUUAGUUAUAAAACACUGCAAUAAGUAGCAGACAAGCACAUCACUCUGAAUUACCACUUCAACAUUUGGACAAAUUAUGGCAAUCAGUGUUAAUUUUUGCUAGAUGGAAGAAUGACUACUUGUUAUCAGGACAUUAUUACAUUACAUUUUAUUGAGCUGUGUGUUAAUUUUGAAACCUUGGUAUAUAUGGUAAGUGUUUUUAUAGAAAAGCUGAAAGCCUGAACAUGCUUGUGCUGGGGUAGUGUAGGCUUGGUGUAUUGGGGGAGAUUAUCUCUACAUUUGACAGUGUCCUCUUCCUCUGGCUCUCUUGUCACGUAUAAAGCCGUCUUUAGCAACCACAUAAUCGUUUCCUUGAUGUAAGCUCUUCUGCUUUUUGUCCAUCGUCAUUCUCACAAAAUUGGUUGCACAAGUAUUAUAAUGUUGCAUCAUAGUGAAAAAUCCCGAUAAUGCAAUUAAAAGGUGGGUUUUGUACUGUAGUUGUAAUUAUGCUGUCUAUUCUUAUGUGCAGUAAAUUAGGGGAAUUUGUCUUGUUUGUAAUUUAUUCGAUAUAGUUACUCACAUAUCUCAGAAAGCCCUGCAACUAUGCAUGUGUUGUUUAGUGUUUCUUGAUACUGCAAAUAAGAAUGGGAAGUAGAACCUUUCAAAAGAGGAUGUUGCUCUCUUAUUUUUAUAAAAGUAAGAGCUAAUUAGAAACUGAACAACCUCUGAGACUCUGAGCAGGUGGUGUGUUCUGUUAUUACCAUCAGUUUAUUUCUAUACCAAGUGUUUCCUUUUUCUCUAUGACUCUGUGCAAAAUGCAACAUGAAAUAAAUAUGUAUUCAUCUGUGGUAGAUUCAGAUAUAUUUUACUAACUAAGGGCUCUUACUUUUAAUUCACGUGGGAAAAAAACAGAGUUAAGAACAAUGCUACUGAUUUGUCAAGUCAACUUUCACAUUUUCCAUCUAUUACAUUAUUAAACAAAUACUACCAUAUUUUAGGACUGGUUAAAGUCAAUCAAUAUGUAAUUUAUAACCAUUUCUGUGCCAUGACAGAUUAAAGAACAUUACAACAGUA